AUGUUCCAGUAUAUUCAACCAACAGCUGGCCAAGAGGAAUCCACCGCCAUCUUCUGUGUUGGCAGCUUUUUUUACGUAUCCAAUCAGGCAAAUUUUAUUCAUCCCAUACAGCAGCUUCAGCAGCACAAGACUAGACCCGAGCCACUCUGCAUCAGCAUCACACCGAAUGGGGACUCUAUUUCGAGCUCCAUCUCUCCAGUAACCGGCAAUCUACCUGAGACUCACAUCUCUUCAGCCUUAUCCCCUUCCUUCCAGGCUUCUAAGCUCACUUCCGUCUCUUGUACAUACGGUCAUGCCUCUUCGCCCACAGUCAGACCUGCCAAGAGACGAGGUCCGCCAACUGGGGCACGGGCUCGACAUGCCUCCAGCCAGUCGGCACCAGAAGUUGCGAGCAACAGCAAAUUCAUAUUAUCCUCCUCCCCCUCUUCCUCGCCUCAAGAGUCGCGUUUCUCGACAUCUUUCAAGUCCUCCAACCAGUCCAUCUGUCUGCAGCUUCCACCUCUUCAUCUUCUUCCUGCUCAUCCGCCAACUCCUCCUCUUCCUCUGCCUCCGCCGCCGCCGCCGCCGCCGAUGCCACCUCGACUGUCUCCUCCAUCUUUGACGGAGAUCCGUAUUGACCUGCCUCGUUUGAUCCCUUCUCUGUCUACACUCACCUCCAAAGACGAUGAUCUGAAAGCCAUCCGAGGCUCCGAGAAUCAGACCUUCGACUUGCUUCUUCGUCUGCCAAAUGGCGUUUUGUCGCAGGACUCUUUGUCCCAUCCACCACAGAAUGAUCAGCUUGAUAGCUUGAGACAACGCAAAAUGCUUACAGUCCAGACGGCCAGCGGAGUCGACUCGAGUCGAGCUUCGCCUGUCAGCCUGGAGGCCAAUCGAGGUGCUGUCACCUGGCCAGUCACACAGACUGACAUGCCGGACAGGAUAAACCAAAAAAGAAAUUGUGUCCGAGGCCGAAGGAGGAUGAGCGAGGCCAAAAGAGUGAAUGACUUGGGGACAGAGAACGAGGAAGAGGGGGCGGUGAGCUCAGAUACGGCUGGUCUGGCGAGGCCUGGGCGGCGAAAGAGGCGACGCUUGGAGCCUUUCAUUUCUUUACGGCUCCCGGGAAAAGAAGGAGUAAAGCCUGAGGAGGUGAAUGUCGAAGAGGAGCGAAAUGAAGCGAGUGAGAAGAGUUGUGAUGAGGCGACCGAUCAACAGACUUCCUACGACAGCUCAUCCGGUCAGAGCCUGUCAUUCACUUGGCAGGUGAAUGGAAAA
Protopolystoma xenopodis is the source of this 1251-nucleotide messenger RNA. NCBI's taxonomy places the organism in Eukaryota, Metazoa, Platyhelminthes, Monogenea, Polystomatidea, Polystomatidae. The record is from the annotation of a GenBank genome assembly.